Molecule: messenger RNA, 702 nt
Organism: Penicillium expansum
Lineage: Eukaryota; Fungi; Ascomycota; Eurotiomycetes; Eurotiales; Aspergillaceae
Product: gluconokinase
Exons: 2
Coding region: 1-702 (233 amino acids)
Cellular component (GO): cytoplasm
Molecular function (GO): gluconokinase activity
Source: RefSeq, a predicted model, not a curated record
AUGCUUUCCGCAGGAGAACGACCUCAGCCUCCCUACGCUUCCACCAUAGUAGAUUCUACCGUGAGCAAAGCGCGCAUCAUGCCGGACCUCGCCGCCAACGGAACCAACGGAGUCACUUCCUCCACACCCCCCAAACCCACGGAACUGCAACAUAUCUGGAUCGUGACCGGCCCAGCAGGGUGCGGAAAGAGCACCGUCGGUAACGUCCUACGCACCGAGCUAGGCAUACCCUUCCUAGAAGGUGACGACUACCACCCCGCAGCAAACAAAGACAAAAUGGGCCAAGGCAUCCCACUCACCGAUGAGGACCGCUGGGACUGGCUGAUCUCCCUGCGCCAAGCAGCAAUCGAUGCGCUUUCCCCCUCAGAAGCGAAUAACUUCCACCCACCCGCCGGCGUGGUGGUAGCCUGCUCCGCACUGAAGCAGAAGUACCGGGAUGUGAUGCGCGUUGCUGCAUACGGCUCGCCCUCGGUGCAGAUCCACUUCGUCUACCUCAAGCUCAAUGAGGAGGUGUUGAUACAGCGUAUCACACAACGCCAAUCACACUACAUGAAGAGCGGCAUGGUGCAUUCGCAGCUUGCUGCGCUUGAGGAGCCUAAGGGCGAGUGGGAUGCUAUCACUAUCGAUGUUGAGGGGACGAUGGAGGAGGUGCAGCGCAAUGUUAUUGAUGCUGUUGUUGAGAAGCUUGCUGAGUAUAAGUGA